AUGUCGUCGAAACCAUUCCCCCCUCCUAACGGGAUGACCUCCUUCUGGCGCUCUUCUCCUGGAUCCCUUGACAAUCACCGAUCAACGGCAGGAUUACCCUCAAAAUGCGACAUCCUUAUCAUCGGAGCCGGGUUUUCUGGCGCUUCGCUCGUGACACAUAUGCUAUCGCAGCCUGAGUCAAAGGACAAGUCAAUCGUUGUCUUGGAAGCCCGGCAACUAUGCUCUGGCGCGACAGGGCGAAACGGAGGGCAUAUUAAGCCUGAUGUCUACAACUUGUGCUCACACAUGGCUUUAAAGCACGGUAUAGACGCUGGAGCAGAGAUUGCCGAGUUCGAGCUCGCCAACUUCGAAGCGGUUAAAAGUUAUGUCCUUGACAACAAUGUAGACUGCGAUUUUAUGAUCACUCAGGCUGUCGAUGUACAGCUAUCAGAAGAGCACAACGCCUUGCUCAAAGGUGGAUAUGGUAAGCUCGUCAACGCCGGCGUAAGCGCCACAAAGCAAGCAUUUUAUGUCGAUGACAAGUAUGCUGAAACAGUCUCGGGUUUGAAGGGCGCAAAGGGAGCCUUCAAGUACACCACCGGGCAUCUCUGGCCCUCCAAGCUGGUCCAUUAUAUGUUCGCCGAAGCUCUGAAGCACCAGAACCUGAACCUGCAAACCAACACUCCCGUGACAGCUAUUCCUGCUUCUCCAGACGCGGACGGGAGCUGGAGCGUCACUACUAGUCGGGGUGUCAUCAAGGCUCGAAAGGUCAUUGUGGCGACGAAUGCCUAUACCGCAGCGCUUCUUCCAGAGUAUCACGAAAGGAUCAUCCCCUACCGCGCCAUCUGCAGCCGCAUCGUUGCUCCCAACCCGCCGCUUUUGGCAGACUCUUAUGUCAUUCGAUUUAGUCCUGCGGACUUUGACUAUCUUAUCCCCCGACCGGACGGCAGCAUCAUUGUUGGGGGCGCCAGAUCGGCUUAUUUUCGACAUACUGAGGAUUGGUACGGUAGUGUCGACGACUCAAAGGUCAUUGAAAGAGCGAAAGAUUACUUCGAAGGGUACAUGCAGCGACACUUUCGUGGCUGGGAAAACAGCGGUGCACAUACAGAUCAAAUCUGGACUGGAAUCAUGGGCUACUCGGCAGACGAAGUUCCCCGCAUCGGCCAUGUACCAGGACGGAAAAACAUGUUUAUAAUGGGCGGUUUUACUGGUCACGGAAUGCCGCAGGUCUUUCUAGCUGCCAAAGGAAUUAGCCGCAUGGUCUUGGAGAAUAUGUCGUUCUCCGAGGCCGGAAUCCCGAAGCUCUUUGAAGAGACGGAAGCGAGGCUAAAGAGUGAUGAGAACUUCUUGAAGGACAUGAUUGAUGCACAGCCAAGCUUGGCUAAGAUGUAG
This is a messenger RNA of Fusarium subglutinans, 1371 nucleotides long. RefSeq names its product gamma-glutamylputrescine oxidoreductase. The transcript is spliced from 4 exons. Gene Ontology annotation, molecular function: oxidoreductase activity. NCBI's taxonomy places the organism in Eukaryota, Fungi, Ascomycota, Sordariomycetes, Hypocreales, Nectriaceae. The coding region runs from base 1 to 1371 and encodes 456 amino acids. The record is from RefSeq and is a predicted model, not a curated record. Gene Ontology annotation, cellular component: cytoplasm.